Messenger RNA from Priceomyces carsonii, 1413 nucleotides. Its product is annotated as pseudouridine synthase. Gene Ontology annotation, molecular function: RNA binding; pseudouridine synthase activity. NCBI's taxonomy places the organism in Eukaryota, Fungi, Ascomycota, Pichiomycetes, Serinales, Debaryomycetaceae. Gene Ontology annotation, biological process: mRNA pseudouridine synthesis; rRNA pseudouridine synthesis; box H/ACA sno(s)RNA 3'-end processing. The record is from RefSeq and is a predicted model, not a curated record. Bases 1 to 1413 code for a protein of 470 amino acids. The transcript has a single exon. Gene Ontology annotation, cellular component: box H/ACA snoRNP complex.
AUGUCUGGUGAAUACAUGAUCAAACCGGAGUCUAUUGGGCCGUCUACUAACACUUCAGAUUGGCCCUUGUUGUUGAAGAAUUAUGAUAAGCUUUUAGUAAGAAGUGGGCAUUAUACACCAAUCCCUUCUGGUUCUUCACCUUUAAAAAGGGAUAUCAAAUCUUAUAUUUCGUCGGGUGUUAUCAACUUGGAUAAACCAUCUAAUCCUUCAUCUCACGAAGUCGUUGCUUGGGUCAAAAGAAUUUUGAGAGUCGAAAAAACAGGACACUCUGGUACUUUGGAUCCUAAGGUCACCGGUUGUUUAAUUGUUUGUAUCGAUCGUGCCACAAGACUAGUCAAGUCUCAACAGGGUGCUGGAAAAGAGUAUGUGUGUAUCGCUCGAUUACAUGAUGAGCUUAAGGAUAGUAAAGACAUGUCUAGGGCGUUGGAAAACCUAACUGGUGCAUUGUUUCAAAGACCUCCUUUAAUUUCUGCAGUUAAAAGGCAGUUGCGAGUCAGAACCAUAUACGAUUCUAAGUUGAUUGAAUUCGACAACCAGAGAAAUCUAAGCGUUUUUUGGGCUUCCUGUGAGGCUGGAACUUAUAUGAGAACUUUGUGUGUUCAUUUAGGUAUGUUGUUAGGUGUUGGAGGACACAUGCAAGAAUUACGUCGUGUUCGUUCUGGGGCUUUAUCCGAAAACGACGACAUGGUUACCUUACACGAUGUUUUAGAUGCCCAGUAUGUUUAUGACAACACUAGAGAUGAAACGUAUUUAAGGAAAGUCAUUCAACCUUUGGAAACUUUAUUAGUUGGAUACAAAAGAAUUGUCGUUAAGGACUCAGCCGUGAAUUCAGUCUGCUAUGGUGCCAAACUAAUGAUUCCGGGUCUUUUGCGUUAUGAAGAUGGAAUUGAAUUAUAUGAUGAAGUUGUUUUAAUUACGACCAAGGGCGAAGCAAUCGCUAUUGGUAUUGCUCAGAUGACGACUGUUGACUUACAGACCUGUGAUCACGGAGUCGUGGCUAAGGUGAAAAGAUGCAUCAUGGAGCGUGAUACUUACCCAAGAAGAUGGGGAUUGGGUCCAGUAGCCCAAAAGAAGAAGCAAAUGAAGGCAGACGGGAAGUUGGAUAAAUUUGGAAGAACCAACGAAAAUACGCCGGAAUCAUGGAAGAAGGAAUACAAGGAUCACGACGAUGACUUACCACCGGCAGUACCACUGUCAAAGACUAUUGUGCCUGAAUUACAAACUUCGAAGAGAGUUACAUCUGAUAUAAUUGAAGAAGUUGGCGACAACAACGAGAAAGAGGCAAAGAAGAAGGAGAAGAAAGAGAAAAAAGAGAAAAAGGACAAGAAAGACAAAAAGGAAAAGAAAGAGAAGAAAAGAAAGGCUGAGGAAUUGGAAGAUGGUGGCGAAAAGAAGAAAAAAUCUAAGAAAUAA